CGUCACCGCCCACUCUAUCUAGGAGGAACAGCCUCCGGUCUAGAAGACCAGUUAUUCAUCGACCCCCCAUCAAUCGGCCACGUCUGCAUCGAUCCUCCAGCAUGCCUGCCGCCCUCGAGCCGACCCGCGAGCCCGUCCUGCUGCUGCGCGAGAUGCACGCAGAUGAGGAGUACGUGGUGAACGCCUUUGAGCGUCAUGCCGGCCACUGCCUGCGCUGCGCUGCGCCUCUCGACACCCUUCGCGCGGGAGACUCCCUCUGCGAGCGCGGCCUUUCCUACGCCGCCGACGUCGCCCAGUACCUGUACAGCAAGCAGGGCAAGGCGUACUCGGUGAUCGCCCGCGAGCGUCACCAGCCCACCCUCGUCAAGAUCCCGCGUGACUGCCCGGCGGUGCGCAACCUCCUCCUCGCGAUCGAGGACGGCCUGCGGUUGCACCGUGCCAGCGUCCGCUUCGCCCCCGUCGUCAGCCAUGAGAAGAAGACUCACACCCACACCUACCGCGUCUCCUCGCGCUCCCCCGUCCGUCUUCCCUCGCCGCCUGCCUCCCCGGCUACCUCCUCCAUCUCGACCUUCUCCGCCUCCUCCCCCUCCCAGCGCCACGAGAUCAUCGAGCGAGAGCCUCGAAGCAGCCAGCCCAGCCGGGUCGUCGUCUAUCCGUCCCCGCAGGCGUCUCCCAGCCGCGGCUCUCUCUAUGAGAGAGACGCCGUCGAGCGUAUCGAGCGCUUUCAUACCCCGUCACGCAUCCGUCGCACCACAGAGUACUACCGUUGAGGCAUAUUUGAUACUAUUGCAGUACUGUUACUACCUUGUCUACCUUGGUUAUUGGUCUACACCCCCCAACCCCCCCCCCCCCC
Penicilliopsis zonata CBS 506.65 is the source of this 853-nucleotide messenger RNA. RefSeq lists its product as hypothetical. The record is from RefSeq and is a predicted model, not a curated record. The transcript has a single exon. Lineage: Eukaryota; Fungi; Ascomycota; Eurotiomycetes; Eurotiales; Aspergillaceae. The coding region runs from base 102 to 770 and encodes 222 amino acids.